Molecule: messenger RNA, 576 nt
Organism: Truncatella angustata
Lineage: Eukaryota; Fungi; Ascomycota; Sordariomycetes; Amphisphaeriales; Sporocadaceae
Exons: 2
Coding region: 1-576 (191 amino acids)
Source: RefSeq, a predicted model, not a curated record
AUGACUAAAGCCUUGCAGCAGGCUAUCAUAGGUGCCAUGGCCACCGGCGGUGUGGGCACGAUCCCUCAGAGCGAGCUUCGAUUGAGCCGCGGAAAACCGAAGGGUGCUGUGGGAGACUUUACUUGGUCACCUGCGAUUGUACUAGCUACUUAUGACGAGGAAGAGGCCUUUGGAAGCGCCAGACAGGCGACGACGCUCUGCAGAUCAGAAACGUCUGGGAUGCUGCCUGCGCAAAGACAACCGCCGGCGAGAUGCCGCGCCGUCUUGAUGUUCCCUCCGUCUGGGCCCCGUGGACGUUUCAGCUCCACCGGCAAGCGCAGACAUAUCCAUUACGCUGCUGCCGGACGAGAGGUCGCUGCGAAAAGAGCGUUGGAACUUGAAUGGCGACGAGGCCCGACUUCGAUGUGGGGCGCUGCAGCCCUGGACCUCGCAUCAGGGCUCGCUCUAGCCGAAGAUGGGCAAGCUGUCGAGACGAAUAAGAAAAAGGGAAAAUAUGCUAUCGAGACUGGCAUCCUCGGAAAAUGUCGCCGUUUGCCGCCGGGUGAAGGGAGGAGGAAGGGGUCUGAUAUUUUUUGA